AUGACGUUUCAAAGUCCAUCUGGAAAGCAUUUAUGCCGCAAGCUGUUCCCUGCGUUGCAAAAGUUCAAUUAUGCUCAUUCUGACCGGUUUGCCGUUCCGUAUGCAAUCUAUACAGCUUGGUGGUGCUCUUUGAUACGUGAGUCCUUUUAUCUGCUACUCUUCUUUUGCUUAGACCGUGCAAAUCGUAGUAUGCUCUACGCAACUUGGAGGCACAUGGUUAACUUUUUUGUGAUGGCAAUAAAACCCUGUUUUCGUUGCCAAACUUGUCACAGUUGUCCGCGUUUUCAUCACGGCCCCAUUGAUGUCCGGCACAAUCAGUGA
Chondrus crispus (carragheen) is the source of this 321-nucleotide messenger RNA. RefSeq lists its product as hypothetical. Bases 1 to 321 code for a protein of 106 amino acids. The record is from RefSeq and is a predicted model, not a curated record. The transcript has a single exon. NCBI's taxonomy places the organism in Eukaryota, Rhodophyta, Florideophyceae, Gigartinales, Gigartinaceae.